UUGGCACGAGCAGUCUGGACUCUUAUCAACAAUGGCAAAUUAGCCAAUCAGACUGGGAGAUUAGUGGCAAUUGUGGUAAGACACUAAUUAACGGCAAUCUUUUCGUCUGAGAAAGUUUUACUCUAAGAAUCGAAACGCCCCGGGACUAUAAACCUUGGAUUCCAACAACCUUUUUCCAAGUUUUCUUUGAACUAUUUCGCCCUCUGAACUUCUUUUUCAAAAUCUAACUGCGGAAAAGAUUGCUCUUUGGGUUCCAUACCGAGCAACCUUGCCUAGCAAGUGUUGCGCAUGGCAAAUAUAAUUAUGCAAAUGUAAUACCGUAUGUCAUACCGUACGUUUUUAAUAGCCUCCUCCGGGCGUUCAGUUAGUUGGGGCGAAAGAACGCCUGUAGGCAAAUUUAAAACAAAAGGUCCUUCCACACACUUAUAGACCUCCUACAGGACCCGUAACAUGACCGCCAGCUUGUGGUUUUCAGUUGUCAACAGGUCUCAGCAGAUAUGUUGAGAAGUAAUUCUCCGGGAUUGCAGAAAGAAAAUUGCUGAAAGCGCCAAGACUAUACAAACUAACGCUAGAUCGCCGACUGGAGAUGCUCCUUCCGCGAAGCGUGCUAACACUAACUCAGGAGAUCGACGGGAAUCGUGCAGGCCCGUUCAAGCCCGACCCAUUUUACACUGACCACCGCUAUAUCGCAUUUCACUACGCAAUGUAAACUUUAAUAAAAAAAUAGGACUGAGCGCAAAUUUGAAUAUUAUCCCACCUGUGUAAUGGUUUUAUGACAGCUUAGUUUUGACUCCUUUCCGUCAAUAUGCUAGCAUACAAAUACGUGAUAUAAACUCACGCAAGGUAGAUAUUUCGUUUCAAAAGGCAGCCUUGGCACGGAACAGUGAACACAUUACGUUUCUCUAAUCGUUCAAAUAACAAAGGUAGGUACAGCUCUUUAUUUCUUUGCUCAGAACCGCGUUAAAAAACUAUCUCCGUGUUUUUGUAAUUUUCCGAAUUUACGUAUGAAUAUCAUGAGUGAACUUCAGCUAUCGAUGGCAGCGGUAAAAGACAUAAAUUUGCAAAAAUCGAAAAAAAAAAAAAACUUCCUGUACAAACCCUACUUUUUUCGUGUUUAAAAUUCAUUUCCCGCCGGAUUCGAUGUACGGGGAAUUAUCUAGAAUAUUUCACCGAAGGAAAUUCAAGAAAAACGCAAUAAAGCCAUGGACACGGUAAAAAACUCGCUUGUUUGGGUAUUUUUAAUUCAAGACUAAAAGCCAAAAUUGUAACAGAGAUGAUUAAAUAAAACACUUCCAUCUUUGCAUAUUACAUGCAAUAAGUUUGAGAGGACUGGGUGUAAAAACGAACGUACAUUAUGGAGCCACCUUAAGAAGACAGGUCUUUCUGUAGGAAUCCUGAUUCACAACCAAACAUGAAACAUUAUCAAAAACAUCGACCGACAAUCCUGGCCAACAUUUCAAAUACUAUUUCCACUUUACUUAUCAUUUGUUAUUCAUUUUCAUUUGUCGACAAACUCACUUCUUGGAGUCAAAAAUGCGUUAAAUUUAAUUUUGUCGCCAACAAAGAGUAGAGAUAUUUUAAUCGAGAAAGGAAAUAAUUCGGCUAUUGAGGUGAAAGUUGCAAUUCCUUGCAACGGAGUUUUAAAGACUUCCUGUAAUAAUUAAACGAUGGGGUUGAGUUUAAAAAACGUUGUUAACUGAUAUCGUCGCAUUUCUAUCUAAGUGCUAAGAUGUUCACAAAACUAAUUUGCGGACUGUUCAUUAAGAUCGACGACAGAUCCUACAUGAAGACAUUUGCAACUUGAGUUUUAAUUAAAUUAUGAAUUACUUAUUUUUCAUGUGCUGGUGGCAAACCAAAUACGUUAUGUUUUUUUUUUCAGUUUCUACUGGAUAACUGUGUCUUAUGUUUCCUGUCUACAACCAUCGCUAUAAAUUUGGAAUAACAGUUUUCUUCUCGGUAAAACCUCGAUUCCUUUACUCUAACCUGGUCAUAGAAACACUUAAUGCGUUCGCCCGGGUUAAAUUCGACUUGCCAAGAGGGUCUUGGAAAAGUCGUUUUGUUUCCGGCAGCCCUCAUUGCGCCACCAGCCUGCUUGAACCCCGGCCCCGUUGUUUCGGUAAUUUUGACUCGAAAUCCCCAUUUCCUUUGGAUUUGUUCUUCAGUCAUUUACUAUCGGUUAUUUCGAACUAUUUUCCGUUUCCUCUGAGGGUUCGAAAUAGCGAGGUUCAACUGUGUCAAUAAAUUUUGCUAAGUUUAUUCACACCGAGCUGUCGUUGACAACCCUGCUCAAACCUCCUCGUAAAAAAGAGAGAGAGAAAAAAAUUAAUGUAAAGUUUUCAAUUCUUUCCUUUGUGAUCCAUCGGGGAGUUAAAAAAAAAAUACAAAAUGACCUCUUAAGUGUUUUUGUUGUUACUGAUUUUGUUUUUGUUUUUUAAUCUGUACAGUUAAAACUUGCGUACAGAACGCUAGAUUUUUCAAAGUCGUCCCCAAAAAGAUUUGUAAGUAGAGGAGUAGAGGACAUUACACAGGGGCGCGAAGCAGAGGUCUUGUUGCUCUUUUUCGAUUUCAUGCUGAAAUACAGUACGGUGCUUACAAGUACUGUUGGCGUCUUAUUUCCAAGCACACCGCCCGAACAUGGUAGACAGCACCAACCUGUCUUUGACCGUACUUUAUGUCAUAACAAUGAUCGUAGCUUUGGUCGGCAAUACACUGUUGAUCUACAUCGUGUGGAAAAAACCUGAAACAAGAAAUCUGACAAGUUUCCUGUUUGUGAACAUGGCGGUGGCUGAUUUGCUGGUUGCACUGUUUCAGAUGCCUAUUAACAUUACUCACUUUUAUAUCUCUGGAGUCUCUGAUUUGUUCUGCCGGUUUGAAUACUAUGCUCAUUUUGUCUCGAUGAUCGCCUCCAUUUUCAGCCUUACUGUGAUGGCAUUUGAUCGAUAUUUUGCUGUUGUGCACCCCUUCCGGCGGAGCAUUUGGUUCAGGAAGCCUAAGAUCAUUAUGCCGAUUAUUUGGAUCUCAUCCAUGGCCUUGAUGUCAAUCGCACCAGUUGCAUUCAGACUCGUCCGUGGCAAGUGUCGAGUUAAGGAAUCUCUACUUUUUCCCUUCUAUACUUACUUUUUUGUUGUCGGCUAUCUCGUGCCCCUCACUGUUAUCUCAGUUCUGUACACCCUAGUUGCUCGAAAACUGUGGCUCCACAAAGCGCCCGUGGAUCAUGACGUGAGUGAAAAUCAACGAGUACAGGAAAUCCCCAAGAAAAAAGUCAUCCGAAUGCUCGUCAUUGUUGUGGUAGUGUUCGCAGUCUGCUGGCUUCCACUGCACGUGUAUCAAAUGGACGACGGCGUGAGCAUGGUGAGGAACGGGCUCGAGCUUGGAGCGAUGUGGCAUCCUUAUAUAAUUAUCUACAUUUGCUUCUGGCUCAGCCAGGCUAACAGCGCCAUAAACCCGUGGCUGUACAUUGGUCUGAACGGAAAGAUGAAAGCAGCUUUCAAAAACAUGAUUCGGUGCCGCCAUGAAGAAAUUACUGGUCCAGGAGAACCAACUCAGUUAACCUUAAGAGAGACAGGAAGAAGCAGAGCGAGUGCCAUCUAAAAGAGCUCCUUGAUGGAAGCUACUGAUUGUAAAUAAAAGUUUGUUCUUCACCCAAAGUGAGUUUACCCUGGCUACCAGAGGUUUUUUCUCGAGCGCGGCGGACGGAAAAACUUCGCUUCGCUUCGAGCACGAGCGGCGAAGCCGCGAGAAAAAGGUUUUUCACGCGGGUCACAGUAGAGACAUGACAGACACCGGAAACCGCGCAAGAGAAAAACCUCUGGCACCCAGGGUAAAGUGAGCUCUACCGCGUAACCAGAAAUUCCGAACCGCGCGUUCGCAAUAGACCUCAAGACUUAGAAUUUUAACGGUAUUUUAAACUUGCUGAAGAAUAGAAUGAUCAGUAUUGGAUUCAUAUAAAACCAGUUUAUUAAAUUCUUACCAGUUUACCUAAUAUGUACAAAAUGCUGCCGAAGGGAAGGAGCAUGUAAGGAGUGUCAAUCUACAGCAGGGGUUUUCCCACACAGAACUCAGGAUCGUCGGAUACUAUAUCAUACUUCAAACUAUAAAACAGACGCCUGGUUACGUGUAAAAAUCAAAAUUUUGCUUGCUGUUGUGGCAAUUUACACAGUUAAACAUCAUCAGCAACACAAAACAACGUUGAACCUUUUUCACGAGUGAUUACAACUGGUUUACUUCUACAAAUCUGGUUUGAAAGCUUUAAUACUUUAAUACGGUAACCAAACGAUAAAAUUUUGAAAACUGACUUGUUUCUCUAUCACGGCGGGCGCCUUCUGUUAGUAUUAGUUGACUCCUCAAGAGUGUUUUGUAGGAUAUUAUGGACUGACGCUCCUGUUGUUCCCGAUAGCUUUACUUUCAUUGCAGAAUUACUUUGUUUUGGUAAAUCAAACACUCGUUGCAGUUUUCUCGGUUAUUACUUGCAGCGUUUUAUUCCGAAUCAAUGUCCUUUACAACGCACAAAAUGGCGCCUACCUAUGGAGUUCCGUUGGGGACAAAAACAUAUCGAUGAUACCAACAUGUUGAGAAACAUAAUACGGAAGUCGAAAAUUGCAAAAUGCAUCGAAGUUAAUAAAAUACAUAGUACGAGAUUUGCAAAAUAAAGAUGUUGACUAACGACGAAAUACUAAACAGAUGUCGUGCGCCCCCCUCCCCCCAAAAAAACGAGUCGAGAGAAAAAAAGCUACGAGUUGAGAAAACAGAAACGUGAGUCGAGAACUAGAACGCUGACCAGUUGUCUUCUAGUCUAUGGCUUCGUAUAAUACCUCGGAGAGAGUGGGUAAAGAGAUCCAAAACGGUGUUGCGUUGAAUUGGCUGUCCAAUCUUCCGGAUUUUUCCGUCUCCCUUGCUAGGCUUAUGGAGUGCUCGGAAAGGCAGCUAAAUUCAGCGUCACAUGACAGUUUUAUUUAGAAUUUUUGUUCGGCACCUUGACGAGUACGUGGGGACGCUUUCAACUCUGACUUCAACUGUUUGCUGAGAAUUACCAGACUCUUGGUUUUUAGCUUCACAUCAAACUACCAUUGCAGACCUCACAAACUUAUGCAAUCGUACGAUUGAUUCAUCGAUUGUUAUCGGAUAUUUUGUCUCUUUACAAGUUACACUGAUAAGACGUUUGACAAAAUUUGUCUGUAAUGGUUUUAUUGAGUCAUUUUCAUAUCUUCAAAGGCUGCUUAUCCUUUAUUUUCUUUUUAUAAUCAUCAACAAAAUAACAAGAAGAGAAACAACUAACGGAAACAUUUUGUGCUUAACAUCUUUCUUUGCUAGCUUAAAACACCGGAAGAAGAUCAGGCCAGAGUACCAUCUGAAGUCUCAUUGUAGCGUCGGCAUUAAGAUGACAGAAGAAAAAUAAACAACAGAUUCGGUAUUCUAGUGAUUUCAAUCAUUUGCAUUAGAAAACAAACAUAAGAAUAGAUCUCAGAGAGGCCAAAAGGAAGAUAUAAUCUAGUAGCAUAGCAGUAAUCACUUUGCCGCCCUAAAUUGACCAGGAACAAUACAUGUAAGAGAAGAAGUAGUUUUCAGGAUGCAGGUGAUAAUCUGCGUUUUACUAGUCUGCGUUCUACUGAUAAGUUAGCAAAAUACAGUCUGCCAUCCUGUAAGCACCAAGCUUCAAAAUUAAGAACUCACUUUAUCAGAAGUUAUCAUUUAUUUCCAACACCUAUACUCACACCUGUACUCCUGAAUUAAAAAUUAUCAAGUAAAUAACAGAAAAAGACACAAAACCUGUAAAACAUGAACAACAAGUUUAAGACAAUUAGAUACAUGUACCUACUAUUGGGCAUGACACCCAGAUAAUGACUGUGACAUCUUACUACCUUAGGCUUGCAGUGAAAUAAAAGCUCUUGUCUUCAAA
Messenger RNA from Orbicella faveolata, 5896 nucleotides. RefSeq names its product substance-K receptor-like. The record is from RefSeq and is a predicted model, not a curated record. Gene Ontology annotation, biological process: G protein-coupled receptor signaling pathway. Gene Ontology annotation, molecular function: G protein-coupled receptor activity. Gene Ontology annotation, cellular component: plasma membrane. Lineage: Eukaryota; Metazoa; Cnidaria; Anthozoa; Scleractinia; Merulinidae.